Cuculus canorus (common cuckoo) is the source of this 4936-nucleotide messenger RNA. It is a transcript of the gene PPP1R3B, whose product is annotated as protein phosphatase 1 regulatory subunit 3B. The coding region runs from base 211 to 1116 and encodes 301 amino acids. Gene Ontology annotation, biological process: regulation of glycogen biosynthetic process. NCBI's taxonomy places the organism in Eukaryota, Metazoa, Chordata, Aves, Cuculiformes, Cuculidae. Gene Ontology annotation, molecular function: protein phosphatase 1 binding; glycogen binding. Gene Ontology annotation, cellular component: protein phosphatase type 1 complex. The record is from RefSeq and is a predicted model, not a curated record. The transcript has 2 exons.
GAAUCCCCCGGCGGAGCGGAGGCUCCGCGAAGCGCUGCCCUCUCCCCGCUGCCGGGGGCCCCGGGGCUGCCGCGGCCCAUUGGCUGCCCUCGGGGAGCGGGGCGCGCUCAUUGGCUGCGGCGCGGGCGGGGGGCGGGGCUACCGCGCUUAAGGCGCCGGAGUCCGGCGGCGCCCGGGUGGCAGCGAGGCGGGGGCUGCGGCAUCGGGCUCAUGCACUGCACCAGAGUAUUAGAAUAUUUUCCUCACAAACAAGCAAUGGCUGUGGAUGUAGCAAUGCAGCUAUACCUGUGCUCUUCACCCUUGCGAAGAGAGAAGUGUGCCUGCAAAAUUGCUCCGAAGCCAAGCAAGCCGUUGCGGCCCUGCAUCCAGUUGAGUAGCAAGACUGUGCUGAAUGGACCAGAAGAGGAAGCAGACUCCUUCACGCACAACAAAGUGAAGAAGAGGGUGUCGUUUGCGGAUAGCAGAGGCUUUGCUCUGACGAUGGUGAAGGUGUUCUCAGAGUUUGACGACUCACUAGAUAUUCCUUUCAACAUCACUGAGCUUAUAGACAACAUUGUGGGCCUGACAACAGUGGAGAAGGACAGCUUUGUCCUGGAUUUUGUUCAGCCCUCUGUGGACUACCUGGACUUCCGAAACCGCCUCCAGACAGACUGUGUCUGCCUUGAAAACUGUACCCUAAAGGAGCGAUCUGUUGUGGGAACAGUGAAGGUGAAGAACAUUGCUUUUGAAAAGACUGUGAAGAUCAGGAUGACAUUUGACACCUGGAAAAACUUUGUAGAUUACCCAUGCCAGUAUGUCAAGGAUAUGUAUGGAGGGUCAGAUCGGGACACGUUUUCCUUUGACAUCACCUUGCCUGAUGGAAUUCAAUCCCAUGAAAGAGUAGAGUUUGCCAUCUCCUUUGAGUGUAAUGGGAAGAUGUACUGGGAUAGCAACAGGGGCACAAAUUACAGGAUCAUACGGUCAGAACUGAAGUCUGCCCAGGAAGCCGUCUGCCCCCCACGGAGCCCUGACUUCAGCAGUGCCUUUGACCAGUUUGGGAGUCCUCGGUGCUCCUAUGGUCUCUUUCCGGAGUGGCCCAGCUAUUCGGGCUAUGAGAAGCUAGGGCCUUACUAUUGACCCAAGGACAAAGUCCCAAUUAACUGUUACUGGAGUGUCUGCAGGCCUGGGAGCUGAUCUGAACAUGAGGUGUACAGAGAGGUGGAAGAAGAAUAGCUCCAUGUAGCUCUUCAUAAGCCUCCCAGCAAACCCAGAUGUGCUUUGCUGGCAGCGAGCUUGUUAGCUGGGGAAGCAUCUCCGGCAUAAAGGGUGCCUUCCCUGCCUCAGCUCAGAUAACUGGCUCUCUGGAUGUUCUAAGGACCAGGAGCUGUUGCUCGUGUGUCUCUUCAGUGCUGCUACUCCUUCCUCUUCUGUAAAGCUGCUAGUCUCCAGGGAAACACUACAGUGCUUAUAUUGUCUGUCCAAGCAGUGGUAGUGGUGGCUGGUUUGUAUUGCUUGCCUAGUGUUAAAAGGCUUUUUCAAAAUAUGUUCUAGUAUUAAUUUUUAGCUGGCUGUAUUUCAGCUGCAGGUUUCUCACAAAGCUGGCCUGUGCCUGUCAGGAAAUAAGAGUGGCUGGCUUGCAGGGAGUGGAGUUCUCUCCUUGCAUGCAUCCUUGUAGUGUUAGGUCCUUCCUACUGGAGGCAGAAAGGAUGUUUUGGAAAUGAAAAUGCAAAUGCGAUGACAGGAAAUGUGGCCCUACAGCCUGCCAUAUUAGGAGGCGUGUGUACUCGUGGGAGAGGAUCUGAUAUGCUUAGUCACCAGUUGUUUUAUCACAUGAUCUUGAAAAAUUCUCAUUAUACCCUCGGUGUUACCAAAAAUAGAGAUCAUAUGUAGCUUGUGGUGCUUGUGACACAGCUGUGGGUUGAGUCUUCACUGCCUUCUUCAAAAUCUUCCUGUUUCUUUAACCACAAGCGAUCAAUGAUGCUUUUUCCCCCUUGAUGGACAUCUGAAGUCAGCUAUUGGCCAUGCUGGGUCCUGAAAAUACGGUUCUUCCUCCUGUGGACUGUAAAACAGGGCUUUGUUGAACUGGGGCCCCGAGUCCUGUGCAGGAGGCUGUGCUCGGGUGUUACAGAAGCUAAAUGCAAAUGAGCCAUAUGGCUCUUCUUUGCUGCGUUCUGUGACAAAAAGGUAACCAUUGUAUACCUGCUGCGGCAGAAGUGCCUUGACUGAGAAAGGGGUGGUACCUACGAUCCCAGCAAUACUUUGGGAUAAACAGGCUUUGUAAAUUAUCUUGCUUUUUUUACGAAGAUCUCCUAAUGGUUUGCCACCCCAUGCCAUGGACUGUUUGGUAGCUGGAUGCUGUGCCAUAUUGGAUGAGUAUUAACAUACUGGCCUUGCCUUGCGGUUGUAGCAGUAGCUGCCGUUUCAGCCUGUAAAUGCCUGAACUUGUGUGUCUGUGUCCGUAAGAAGCAGCUCACUCCACCUGUGCAAAGAACGAGCUGUGAGAAGUGUGAGGUGUGGGGUUAUCCUGACACCACCCUGGAUGUUAAACAAAUACUGAUGUGAGCUCUCCCUGUUUUCAGAGCGGUGGCUUGUCCUCUCCGCCUGUGCUGAGGUGAAGUGGCCAGCUUGUGCAGUGCCAAGCAGCCUUGCAACCUUCUUACGUGCUAGUUGAGCAGAAUAACUUAAUCCCUCAAGCCAAAGGGAGAGUGCCAAAUAGUUUAUAGAAAUAGAGGUAAAGGGAAUCUUACUUUUUCUAGUGCAUAAGCUUUAUAUAUAUUUUUUUGGGUGCCUAUAAUAGCCUAUGGAUGGCCCCAAGAGAAGCAAUUGGCUAGGCUACUUUUUAGACCUAGCUUAUAAUUCUGGAGGCUACUGUAUAGAAAAUACUUGCAAGCUGUUUUACCCUAACCUAGAAGGGGAUACCAUGAUCACUGUUGGAUGCUGAAAGGGACAAGAAAAGCUUGCAGUAGGAAUAGCUAGCCUUCAGCUGCUGCUUUUUCAACACCCGGCAUCAGUGUGUGUCAUCACAGUGCUUGAUCACUUAGUUCAGGCAGUAGAUCUACUUGCUAGCUCAGUGCUCAUUAGGUUUGGUUCCUCUGUUCAAGCAGCUUCUCAAGUCAGACCUUCUAAUCUGUAUCUAGUCUGUCUUGAAGGAACUGUUGCCUAGCUUAGCUUGAGCCUGGUUUUAAACUUAAAGCAAGUCCGAGUGAUGUUGAUAAUUUGUUUCUUGUUUUUUGUUUUCUUUGAUUUAGUGUAUGAUGUUAAAGACACUGACUGUAGAAAAGUCAUGUUCUCCUGGCAUGCUGUUAUGCCUACAGGAGCUGUUUGUGGGCUGAAACAAGGCAUGUAUGUGUGGGGUGCUGUGGAUGGUGGUAACUCCUUAUGGGAGCUGUCUGGUUUCAGGUUGUGGAUGGGAUGUCCGUAGAAAGGAACGUAGAAGAUAAGCUAGAAGAGCAAUGCUGUAAGUAAAACCUAGGCUGGGAACUGACUAUUUGACCAAUAGCAGUUUAAAAAUGCUACUUGUGGCCUUUCUCCUUUUCCCUUUUUCCUUUGCCAAUGUGAACAUAGAAGUGAGGGGUCACUCUUCUCACUCUAUGACUGGAAGUGCCUUGUGGGGUGUUUGGCAUGUUUGUUUUAAAAAGAUAUUUUUGUACACAACAUCCAAGUGGAAAAUGCACUUUAUAAUUGCCAUGUAAUGACUCUUUUAAAAACUAUGGUUCUGUUUUUAUCUGAUUGUUAAAAUAAAGGUGGAACAAAACGUUGGCUCUGUACCCUGCAGUCUUCUUACUUAAACACCCAUGGGGCUGAGGAGGUGAUUUGGAUAUGGGACCAGCUUCCUGCAAGUGGCCAUUAGCAGGGAGAAGCACACGUCCGUAGUGGACUCUGCCUGAAACAGGAAAGAGCUGCCUGUUCCUGCUGCCUUCCUAUCAACACAAAUGCUUCCAGAUCCUUUGCAGCUGGGGGAAGGAAGAGAUGAGAGGCACCAGGCUCUUGUCUCUGUGCUCUGAAAUUUCUCUGCUAAGCACUGUGUUCCUGAAGUACUCUUCACUCCUCCCGAGUCUGCCAGGAACAGCCUUUUCAGGUUUUUCUGCAUUUACUUCAGGUCAGUCUCGGUCACGGUCACGGCUUGAUCUGGGAUCAAUGCUUUCUCUCUGCCUCGGUGUGAUGGAUGCUAGGAGAGGUGUUGCACUAGGAGAGUCAGGCUCUUUUCUAAUACCAGGAUCAAGUGAAAGUCGGACCCUGCUUCACCUCAAACUAGUUCCUGUUGUCACUGCAAUAAAAAGCACUGCCAGGAAAUGUGCCCCUUUGCAGAAAGGAUAUCAACUCCUGUGUAAAUGCCAGCCAGGGCUAGUUUUAGGACUUGACCUGGCUUUGACCGCAAAGACCAGGUCUUGGUGAUGCCCUGAAGGCAUCGCAUUUCAGACAAUCAGCUCUGAGUUGUGUGGCAUUUGGCACUUACAGAUAAGGUAAGAAGGAAAGCUGGGGUGGGAAGCAGAGACAGUCUUGGCGUGCACUCGCUUGAGGGGUUUUGCAGGUGGUGAUUCCUGUCUUGCUGUACAGCUUUGCAGAGUGUGCUGAGCCAUUGCUCUAUACAGAAAUAAAACUGAGCAUGUUCUUAUUGUGGCUUUUUAAGAGUCUCAUAUUCAUAAGAUGAGCUAUCUUUCCAGUGUUUUGCUUUCUGCAGCAGCUGGGUAUGGUAAAGUUUUUUGUUUCUUGGGUUCCUCCCCCAGUCUUUGCAUCAGAAAAUCAAGCAUGCUGCUAUGGUGGAGUGCAAGCUCUUCUACCCAGUUUUGAAGCUGUUCUUCAAGACUGAGGAGUACGGGAUGUGUAUGCACCUGGGAAGAGAGUAUUGCAUGCUGUUCUUUGCUGGUUUGUGAUCUUUCAGUCCUCUCUAGCUUGGGGGACCCUGUGCUGGCUGUCACCCAUUGCAGUUUGUGCCCAGAGGCUCUUCUGGCAUUGU